Scomber scombrus (Atlantic mackerel) is the source of this 4874-nucleotide messenger RNA. Its product is annotated as protein zyg-11 homolog. The transcript has 14 exons. Lineage: Eukaryota; Metazoa; Chordata; Actinopteri; Scombriformes; Scombridae. Gene Ontology annotation, cellular component: Cul2-RING ubiquitin ligase complex. Bases 170 to 2398 code for a protein of 742 amino acids. The record is from RefSeq and is a predicted model, not a curated record.
UCAGCGACAGCGGGUGAAACCAACACAGAGGAAUAACUGUAUUUUUCAUAACUUUUCUCAGCUUUAUAAGUCUCUUAGUCUAAAAUUCUGCAGAAUUUAAGUGAUUUUGCAAGUCCACCUGCUAACAGUGUUUGUUUUUAUUUCCCUGUCGACUGUUUACUUUUGAAACAUGGAUGCAGAGGAGGGCCCCCAGGCCCUGUGUGACCUCUGUUUGACUCAGGUGUGCCGCAGCCUGGACGCUCUGUGCAGCAAGCGAGCAGACGGCUCCCUUUGCCUCAGCUGGGCCCCACUCUUCCCACAGGAGAUGGCUGACCAGCUACUGCAGAAGAUGGCAACUAAAGGGAUACUGAAUGACAUGACUGUUGGGAUUUUCCGAAACUGCAAAGAGCUCCGCUUGCGCCGAGCCACCAUCCGCCGCUGUCCAGUGUCUGCAGAAGCCUUCCGCCUGGCCCUCUGCCCUCAUCGACUCCAGGAACUAGAUGCUUCCUGGGUCUCUGGGGAUCUCACUGGUGCUAAUAUGGUCUCAGGCCUUGCCUCCAACCUGGAGUGUAGAUCCAGCCUGCAGAAGUUGUCCCUGAAUGGGCUACAUCUGGACUGUCAGUCUCUAAGUGAGGAGGAAGGGGUCCGAGUUGGCUUCAGCUCUUUGAGGGGCCUGAGGACGCUCAACCUUGCCAACACAGACCUGACUGAUGCUGUUCUUGAAGAUAUCUGCACCCUCCCUCGGCUGGAAAGCCUGGAUAUCUCCUGCACCAGCGUCACAAAGCUCACAGCACUCGCCGAGUGCAAGAACACGCUGAGAUCUUUGAUCGCCCACAGGCUCAGGCUGCUGGAUAUGUCGUCUGCCAGGUUGCUCUUUGUCCUCAACCAACUUCACGCUCUCAGGCAUAUGGACUUUUCGGAUGACCACUUUUCACUGGAAGAUAGUGACGGGAGUGAUGGAGAUGAGACAGUGAGGCAGCUCCUGGAGGGGAGUCCUCAGGUCCUCCCUUCCCUUAUAUCUCUAGAUGUGUCUGGUCGUAAGAAAAUCACAGAAGCAGCCGUCAGGGCGUUUGUGGAGGCCAGGAGUGGACUGGUCUUCUUGGGCCUGGUAGCAACCGGGGUUAGCUCCUGUGAUGUCCUUUCUUCACAGAAAGACCUGAAAGUAACCGGAGAGGCUAAUGAGAACCAGGUGUGUGAGGCCCUGAGGAGGUACAGAGACAGGGAGUGUUUCAUACGAGAGGCCCUCGUCCAUCUGUACAAUCUAACCACUGAUACUGACAAACCACGACCAGAUACGCUAAAGCUGGUUCUGAGUGCGAUGCAGAGCCACCCUGCCUCCCCGCACGUCCACCUGGUGGCCACAGCGUGCGUGUUCAACCUGACCACUCAGGACAUGGCAGAGGCUAUGCCUGUCAGCCUGCUCAGCUUCACUGUCACCCAGCUGCUGAAUGCCAUGAAGACUUUCCCUAAACAUCAGCAGGUGCAGAAGAACUGCCUGCUGGCACUCUGCAGUGACUACAUCCUUCAGGAUGUCCCCUUUGACAAGUAUUUAGCAGCCACGCUGGUGAUUAACUGGCUGAGCAGCCACGAGGAUCCUACCCUUCAGAGGAUGGCUGUGGCUAUCAUCUCCUUUCUGGUGGCCAAGUUGUCCACAGAGGAGACUGCAAAGCUCAGCAAGGAUGCCUUUAUUAUGAAGCAGCUGCUGGCUAUCGUGCAGCAGAAGGCCAUGGUUGGAGUGGUGGACACUACUUUGAAGUUUGCCUUGAGUGCUCUGUGGAACUUGACAGAUGAGAUGCCCACAGCAGCCCGAAACUUUAUCGAGUGCCACGGCCUGGAGCUAUACGAGGAGGUCCUGGAGUCCUACUACAGUGAAUCUUCGGUACAACAGAAAGUUCUUGGCCUCCUGAACAACAUAGCAGAGGUGGAGGAGUUGCAGGCAGACUUGAUGGAGGAGGACUUAUUGGAGCACAUCCUCAGUCUGCUGCAGGACUCCCAUAUGGAGGUGGGGGUCCGCUACUUCGCCGGAGGGAUCCUGGCACAGCUGACCUCUAGACCAGAGGCCUGGACCUUGGAUAAUGAGCUCCGCACAACCAUACUGAACCAGCUGCAUGCUUCCAUAGUAACAUGGACCCAACUCGAGAGAGAAAUGGUCUCUUACAGGUCAUUCCGUCCAUUUUGCCCUCUGCUUCAAACUUGUCAGCCCUCAGGAGUGCAGAUGUGGGCAGUCUGGGCCAUACAUCUGGUUUGCAGUCAAAACACUUCAAAUUACAGCAGCAUGCUGGAGCAGGAAGGUGUGACUGAACUUCUGAAGGCUUUAACUGCACAUCCCGACACACACAGUGACGUUAAAGGACUAUCAGACAGCAUCUUGAGUAUGGUAGAGUGCUGUCAGAAUCAAUUGGGGCCUCAAAGCUCUUGACAAAAGUGCUUAGAUAUUUAUUUCAUGUGAUUUUAUGUCAAUGAGCUGUGCCUAAAAUGUGCAGGCUGCAGAUGUAGUAUAUAGUGGAGCUGAAAUAAAGAAGGUUCAUGUCAGUCUCUUUGGAUGUAAUAUUUAAUUAAAGGACUAGUGUGUAGGAUUUAGUGGCAUCUAGCGGUGAGGUUGCAUAUUGCAACUGAAUAUCUCUCUCCCUCCCCUUCCAAGUGUUUAGGGAAAUCUACAGUGGCUGCAAAAGUCGUGACAAAACUAAAAAACUAGAGCCAGUGUUUGGUUUGUCUGUUCUGGGCUACCGUAGAAACAUUGUGGGCUCCGGGAAGAGGAACCACUCACUCCCUAUGUAGAGCUCAUUCCAAGAAAACGAAAACACAACACUUCCUAUUUUCAGGUGAUUAUACACAAAUUAAACUUUCAAUAUUAUAUUCCAUUUCUGCCAAAUCUGUUCUGUUAGAUGUCACUAAAUUAUACAGGCUGCACCUUUAAGUCCAAUAGGAUUGGUUUUAAUUAAAUAUUCAAAAAACUUAAUAUUUAAUAGAGAAGAGUAGAUUAUAUAUUUUGUGUAGUCAUUUUGACUCCUGAGCUAAACUAUUAAUUUCAUUGUAAAUGCUUAGAAAACAAAACAAAUGUGAAUUUUUAAUAAUAUUUGCACUGUUUUUAUGUCAAACUAACAUUAAGCUGGAAAAAGUCUGAUCUUAAGGAAGAGUUCCAAAUAAACAACAAAAAAAAUCAUGUAUGAAGCUAAAUCCCAUCACUAGAGGGUGCUUUAGUACUGUAGCUUCAGGGAUAUUUUACUCUUAAGCUGUGUUUUUGUGUAAAGUACUCACUCAUUAGAUGUAUAGAUUCAGUAUGAUACAUGAUAUGUGGUAAGAUAUCAUCCUAAAUCUGCUGUGUUUGUCUGUGUAUCUGUACAGGGGGCCUUCAUUAUAAACCAGUCAUGCUCAAAAAUAAGUGUUCUCUCCUCUCCUCUAAUGCUCCCUGUCUCUCCUGCCUGGUAGAUGCUGAAUUCAUUAUAUUUUACGUAACACAGCUGGAAGACAGAACUGCUUGUAGGCAUCUACAGAGCCUAUUCUAAGUUAGCCUAUUAAUAAUUCUUUUUGGAAAGUGGAUUAACAAGCUCACAUGAAAAUUUGAGUUGUAGCACUGUGUUCAACUUUUAAGUGUCAAACUCCCCUUGAUUCACAUUUUAUAAAUCCCCACAAGGAAUUCAAAGGGAUCUGCUAAAUAGAAUAUGGCUUUGUAUGCUUGUGAUUCAGCCUAAUUAGUCAUUUCCUUGACAGUGGUAGGGUAAGGCAGUAUUUUAGAGAAGAGCUACUGUAUGUAAAAAGAUCCAGGGAUAGCUUUAACAGCAGCUUCAACCCUUUAAACAUUAAACUCACAGUCAGCCUUGUGGGAUCAGAGGUCAAGUGUCCUACAGUGUGAAUGGUGUGAUGUUACCACAAGAAGUUCAAGUCAUGAAAGUGUGGUAAAACAGUGCUACUUUCCAGCAGCUGUCAGUUAUUCUAUGCUGUGCAUGGUGACUUUGCUCUGGUGUCUAUUGUGCACGUGGAAAACCUAGCAUGUGAGGAGGUAAUGUAAAAGGAGGAGCCAAAGAGUAAUAGUGGCGUGCUUUACAUAAACAGAUCUUAAAUUACUGUGUUUCAAAGAACCUAUCAAUAAUCAAGUGACACAUGAGACAGAGAAGGCCACGGGACAUUGUUUCCCCUAGGAUUUUUUUCAGCAGUGGAGCUGUUGUGUGUGCAACACCAGGAUUUACAACAACACCUGUAUUUACACUGGUAGUGGACUAACUUAAAAGAACAGUCACAGAUGUAUUAAAGCUAGGGCACUGUCGCUCCCUCUUGCAGCCAAUUUUUCCAAGUGGUCACAUAAUUACCAUGCGGCCCAAAAAGCAUAGACAUCUGUAAAGCUGUUUACAGGACACCUUCAACUGCAAACAAGGCCAAUUAUGAUUCUUUCUAUUAUCAUUUUUUUACCCAUGGAGGAUUUCUAUUUGCAAAGAGAGAUUUAAAAAAGAAAAUAAUAAUGUCAUCACAAUGUAAAGUCUGAGCAGGAGAAACACUACUAUGUAUAUUCAGUGGGCCACAUACCCCGUGACCUAGAAAUGUUUUGUGUAUGCGCCAGGCAAUUAAUUCUAACUGGACUGAGCAGGUGCCUUUUUUUGGUAACCUGCCAAGUCUGUUCUGCUAGAUGCCACUAAAUUCUAUAAAUAUUUAAUAUGUAUAAUAUCGACACAUCAUUUUGGACCAUUAUCAUUACAUUAUUAUGUAAAACAACACAGAUUAUAGUUUUUCAUAGUUCACUCAGACAUUAUUUGCUAGACUGGAGACUUCAGGAGGUCACUGCACCCAGCCAAGGAAUGGUCCAUCACUUAACUCCCAAUAAACACAUAUGUGUUUAUAAUGUAAUUUUUACACCUUGUUUUGUGUAUAGAUUAAACACACAAAAUAUAACAUGUUAAACA